UACUAGUUUACUUCCGGGGCGGAACCUAGCUGUGCCGGAAGUGACGUAGCCGCGCGUCCUUGGCGCUAUGGAGCAGCAGCAACAGCAGCUGAGAAACUUGCGAGACUUCCUGUUGGUCUACAAUCGGAUGACCGAGCUCUGCUUCCAGCGCUGUGUGCCCAGUCUACACCACCGAGCCCUGGACGCCGAGGAGGAGGCCUGUCUGCACAGCUGUGCCGGGAAGCUGAUCCAUUCCAACCACCGCCUUAUGGCCGCUUAUGUGCAGCUUAUGCCUGCCUUGGUACAGCGCCGCAUCGCAGACUACGAGGCUGCCUCGGCUGCGCCAGGCGGUACCGAAGAACAGCCCCAAGUCUCGCCAUCAGGCAGCUAGCCUUCCAGUCUCAUGAAGGGAGGUGCCAGAUGGACCCUCAAAUUGAAGGCCCCAGUAGACCUUGGGCUUGGUUGAAGUAUGUACAGAGAUUGAGGCCGUUACCUGAAAGCUGGGUGCUGUUGUUGUUGCUCCUUAUCCUAGAGCCAAUAAACCCACUUUUACGCCAUUUUGUUUAUAUUCUGGGCAUGGAACCUUUGUUUUACUGGUGCCAUGCUUUGUUCUGUCACUGAGUGCAUAUCUGCGGGCUUCAAGCCCCGACAAGUUCCUGUUCAGAUGACAGGCUGCCCAUAAAUCUGUGUGACUUAAAUGGCAAAGUAUGCAUUAGUUCCUGUUUCCCCCCCCUCCUAUAUUGUUUUAUAAGAAAUAAUUGUGCUGGAUCUUUGUGGGGAACCCACAGAGCUUUUUAGACAUCACUUUUAGGGAGUCAUUGACCACAGAGAUGAAAUUUGUAAAAUUUCAAGAAUUGCUCAAUAAUUUCAACCUUUUCUCUGAAUUGUUAGUAUCCUUGUAUUUCUUAUCUUCAUGGAAUUGGCAGUAAAACCUUUCAACAAAAAAGGAUCUGUGUGU
Molecule: messenger RNA, 937 nt
Organism: Perognathus longimembris pacificus (Pacific pocket mouse)
Lineage: Eukaryota; Metazoa; Chordata; Mammalia; Rodentia; Heteromyidae
Gene: Timm10b
Product: translocase of inner mitochondrial membrane 10B
Exons: 3
Coding region: 68-370 (100 amino acids)
Cellular component (GO): mitochondrial intermembrane space chaperone complex
Source: RefSeq, a predicted model, not a curated record